Klebsormidium nitens is the source of this 3387-nucleotide messenger RNA. The record is from the annotation of a GenBank genome assembly. NCBI's taxonomy places the organism in Eukaryota, Viridiplantae, Streptophyta, Klebsormidiophyceae, Klebsormidiales, Klebsormidiaceae.
AUGAGGGUGUCUUGUAGCCAAAGCGCUCUGACGAACAGCAUCUUAAAGGUUAGCUAUGGGGGGGCCCCAACUAUCCACCUUUCAUCUAAGGUUGAACUAGCGACACCUCUUAGUUCUCCCUCUGGGGAUGUCAUUGUCACGGCUCUCCACGAGCACGCAGAGAGGCUGCGACUAGCGCUAGUGGAGCAGGAGAGCCUCACCAAAGGUCCCUGGUUUGCCCAAAAGUGGCUGGGGAUCGACAAGAAUGCAUGGAUGAGGAGCGUGGGAUAUCAGGCCGCAGUGCACGCUCUCCUAAAAGCUGCAGGGGACGUGGCCGACCGGGGGGAGGCCCGUGACCGGGACGCCCAUACAGUUGUCAUUAAGAGUCUGGCCAGACAACGAGCGCCCUUGGAAAGUGCAAUCACUGCGGCUCUGGAUGCACGUGACCCUCUGGCGGGGGGCUGGUUCUGGGCUGUACCGUACCCCCCUGCCCUGCAAAGCCUCCUUGGGGUUCUCGAAAACGAUGGCCGGUUUGGGGUGUGUACAGCCUUGAGGGAGGCCGCUUGUGAACCAGGCGUGGAGAGCGACGCCGCCCUCUUGAAGAUGGCUUUACACGUGGAGGGGGCGGUGGCCAAGCUGGGCCAGGCGGCCAUGGACUGUGACCCCUUCCCGGCCAUUCUGGAGGAGGAGGUCGAGAAGCUGAUGAACCUGCUUGGCACGCUCGUGUCGUCGGAAAAGGUCUACGAGACGGCUUGCGCCUCGGGCCUGCGCCGUGAGUUCUUGGAGCGCUACGCACGGCGCGCUGCGGAACGCCUGAGCAACAACGCACGGCUUAUCGCCCCUGAGGAGAAGGCCUUCUGGAUCGACCUGGUGGAGCGGCAGCUCGGGGUUGCGCUUGCCAGAGAGGGGCCCGAUCUGCUAGGCAUGGCAAGAGCGCCACAGGAGGAUUCCUCCCCCGACUCUCUCAAGACGGACCUCGCCAUCUUCGGUUUCUUCGUCGCGCUCGGCCGCAGCACCCGCCUGUUCCUCAGCGCAAAGGGCGCCGCAGAGGACGAGGCCAUGGGGGGUCUCCUGCGCUACUUCGAGGGGGGGGGCGUCCUUUUCUACCCGGAACUCGCGCGGUUGCCCCUGUUCCAGCUGUUCGUGGAGGUCGUCUGCGAGGAAAUGCAGUGGCUGCCGUUCUACCCGGGGGAGGAGCUCAGCGCGGGCAGCGGGGACCACGGCCAUGGGGGAGCGGCGCUGCCGCUGGCGAGCAGGGCCGAGAGGGCUGCUGCGUUGGCCAAGGCGGCUGCCACGUGUCAGCGUUGGCUGGAGGACUUCGAGGCCCACAGCCGCCACCUGCGCUCCCACCCCCAGUCCCGUGCCGCCCGCUUUCUCCGCGGUUGUAAAAGCCGCCUUGCCGCCUGCAACGCCGUCCUCGCAAAACCCCCCCCGAGACAAAUCCCCGGGGUGCCAAAACCUUCCUCCGUCACAGUCCCCCAGAUCGAGACGGAAGCCUCGGAACUAGACCGGGGACUCUUUUCAGCCGUGGGGAGGGCCACUGCCGGGGGCUUCCGGAACGUUGGACGGCUGUUCUCGCGCCCAAAAUCGGAAGUAAAACCCGCGGCACCAAGAGAUGUGCCCCCCCGGAAGAGCGUGCAGUCGCAGCGGUUCUCGCACCCCCCUCCUCCAACCGGGGCAUUCCCCCGACCGCCCUCGACCUCCUCCUUGUCCUCUUCUUCUUCGUCCGGGUCGCUGUAUUCGGACGACGACCUUCCGUACGAAGGCGGGCAGUUCUGGGAGUCAGGGUCCGGUUCCGCUUUCGGUGGGCCGGAUUCCGGGCAGCCGGAGGAGGACGACGAGCUGCGCACGAUGGAGCGCCAGCUGUCGCGGUUUGAUUCGGAACUGAGCGGCGUAGAUGCGGCAAUGGAGAAGCUGGACCGGCUGGUGCAGGAGAGCGAAGGGGGCGCGGCGCAGAAAGGGGACGUGGAGACGCUCAAGAAACUCAAGGGGGAGGUUGAGGCGCUGGAGGCCGUUUUCAAGACGAAGAAGGCGGAGGUAGAAAAGGGGCUGCGGAAGAAGAAGCGGCGAAAAAACAAGGGAACGGGAACAGUCAUCAUUGAUUCGGACAAGCAGGAAGUCUGGGGGUCCGCUGGGUGGCAAGAUGCCGUUGGCCGCGCUGGGGCCCUCUUCGGCGUCGGCCCACUCCCCGACCUACCCAACCCGUUAGAGUGGUUUAGCGAAACCCCCGAAAAACCCCGAACUUCUUCUUCCGCCAUCCAAGCGCCCCCAAGUCCCGUUUCCGUUCCGUGGUCGUUGCCAAUCUUCUCGGAGGAGGAGCGACGGCAAGCGGAAGGGGGCAGAUCCGACGCGGCGAGAAGCGGGGAGCUGUCGCCGGAGGAGAAGCGGGGCAUCAUCGAAGCGGAGCUAGCGAGGGCGGAGAACCAAAGCAAUGGCCGACCGGCAGCAGAUGCCGCGGAGGCAGCGGCUUAUGGGGAUGCACCUUACUGGGAGGAGGACUCCCCAGUCGCGGCAGCGGCGGGGGACUACCGCCAAUUUCUGGCCGCUUCAAUUGACAAGCUCAAGCAGGGCGGAGAGGACGCGUGGCGCGGGACGAAGCUCCUGGGCAGCGACGUGGCGGCGGCGCUGGGGCUGCUGCAGCGGGGGGCGCGCGGGCAGAGCCUAUCCGCGCGCGAGCAGCGCUUUUUGAAACGGACGCUGACGGACGUGGCGUCCGUCAUCCCGAUCGGCAUCGUCAUGCUGCUGCCCAUCACGGCGGUCGGGCACGCCUUCUUCCUGGCCAUGCUCCAGAAGUACGCGCCAGGCCUGAUCCCUAGUACGUUUGCCUCGGAGCGGCUGGGCCUUCUGAAGCGGUUCGAGCAGGUCAAAACAAUGGAAGCUCAACAGAUGGACGUUCUAAGCGAGAGGGAUCCGAUCGAAGAGCAGAAACCGGGUGUCCGGGAUCCGAACGGUCAAGCGGGCGUGUCCGACGAUGGGGAAGAAGCAGUGGCGGGUGUGCGGCAAUCAUUAGCAGAAGGACUAGACAAGGGGACGGCUUCGAACGGGCAAAUGAGUCUAGGCACUACGAAAUGGUCUCGGCUUGGUACGGAGCCUCCAGGCACAGCUCUCGGAGAGGAGCUUGAGGGGAGACAUAAGGAGGAGAGUGGCGGCAUCGGCCGAAAAUGAGCGAAAGGUGAUGGUACCUGAGUUAGCCAUGUAAAAAUUUUGUUUAGUAAAGUUGUCUACAAUCCAAGGGACUAGUAGAUGUCGCAUAUUUCUUAGCUUCUCGUCGCUGACUUUAGAGAAGCGCGAGAGGGAUGUGCUGUAGAGAUGGAUCAGCUCAUCAAGUGAUUCACUCCGUCUCGCAUAUAUGUUGUGAUUCUACCCAGGAGAACCCCGUGAUGAGAUUGUAUACUCAAUCGGAGCCAG